Messenger RNA from Rhagoletis zephyria (snowberry fruit fly), 2099 nucleotides. It is a transcript of the gene Osi9, whose product is annotated as DUF1676 domain-containing protein Osi9. Lineage: Eukaryota; Metazoa; Arthropoda; Insecta; Diptera; Tephritidae. The record is from RefSeq and is a predicted model, not a curated record. Gene Ontology annotation, cellular component: membrane.
AUAAAACUCGAUCCACAUGAGCCUCCCAGUCACAGUUUACCGGUUGCCUUCUGACCGACCGAUUGAUCGCUUAGCUGAGAAAAAUAAAAUUUCAAUAAAUUCUCAUUUGACUAAGUAGCAGUGGAUUACCAGGAUAAAUAGUUAAGAGGAUUAUAACUGAGAGACGACAACAGCAGGAGGGACAGACGUGUCGUUAAGUGCGCAUUUAAUUAAAAAUCAAAGAAAAAAAAACUAUUAAAAAAAAUUGUGAAAAUGUUUAAGUUUGUGUGUUUAUUUGCCUUGGUGGCGACCAGUGCCGCCUCCAGCGCCAAGCAAGUCUCCGAGACAGAUAGCCUCCUGACUAGCGCCCUUAAAAUGGUCAAGGAGUGUGGUGAUCGUUCAAUGGUUUUAUGUAUGAAGGAACGUGCGUUGCACUACUUCGACAAUGAAAAUGGUGAUGUCAAAUUGACCGAAGGCAUUUCGCUGAUAAAAACCGAUGACAUCCCAGUUGGACGUUCGCUAAGUGAUGCCGCCUUGCCCGAAGAACCAGAAGCGCGCGAAAAUGAGGUCGACGCUUUGUUGGUGGAGCGUGUGGCGAGAUUCUUCGGCACACAUACACUGCAAUUUAAAGUGCCCAAAGACUCAAUUCAGGAUAUGCAACGUGCGCUAGAAGAAUCUCGCGGCAAGAAAAAGGAAAAGAAAAAGUACCUCCUGCCAUUGUUGUUGCUCUUCAAACUGAAAAUGGCUGCACUCCUGCCACUUGCCAUCGGCUUCUUGGCAUUGAUCUCCUUCAAAGCGCUCGUUAUUGGCAAGAUUGCAUUACUACUGAGUGGUAUUAUUGGACUGAAAAAAUUGCUCGAAUCGAAGAAGGAGAACUACGAAGUCGUAGCACAUCCGCAUUACUCGCACGAGGAGCACGGCUAUGGACGUUCGCUGCACGAAGCGCAAAAAUUGGCCUACUCAGCGUAUCAAGAAUAGGAAAGCAAGGUUGGGAAAGCUAAAAAACGUAGAAGUUGAAUGUGGCUAAAAGGGAGUGCAAUAUGUAUAUCCUGAAAAAAAAAGAAAAACAAAAAACUUAACUUAAUUUUCUAAUUUAUUUAUUUAUUUUACUAUUUACAAUAAUUAAUUUAAAAUUUAGAACAUUUCUACGUUAAAGAAAAAAACAUGGCAGAGCGGGAGAGUAUAUAUUUGAGAGAAGACAAAUUACAUACAUAUGUAUAAGUACGUAAAUGCAUAUAUGCGGCACAAAAUUGUCACAAUACUGUUUUGAAAAAAAAAAAAUUAUUUAUUUAGUUACUCAAUAUUUUGCGUCACUUUCUAGCGCUGUUUUGAGCCAGAGCUCAGCAGAGUUGCCAAACAAAUUUAAAUGCAUGCCAUUUCUUUUUUAUUCAGCUCGCUCGCCUGCCUGCCUAACAACUCUCCUACUAAGUACUUAGACAUAAGUAUAGGCAGACUAUGAGCAUGCUUAGUUACAUACUUUUUACUAUGUACUAUACUAUUUCUGCGCUUAACUAGUUUAUGUAUUGUAUUAUUACUCUUUUCAACUUGUUGUCACCGCUUAUUGUGUUCUUUAUUAGAGUAAGUAUGUGUAUAUGUACAAACUUUCGUAAUACAUACUUAACUUUGUGCUUUAAUGCUUUAUGUAAUGAAGUCUCACCUAAUUUAUUUUAAACUCGCAAACAGACUGGCUUUAUGAUACUACCUAGCUGAAAAUUAAACGCAACUCGAAUGGAUGAACUUUACUUAAUUUAACUAGAGACUUUACUGAAUCUAUAACUAGUGCAAGCUUUUGAACUAUCAGCACCUAACAACAGUUCACCAAUUUCAGGAAAAAGGAAGCAACUCUUGCUUACUUAUAUCUCUAAAUUUGUCUCACAUAUAUACCCAUUUACACAAUAUGUAGUUUUACAGGAAUAUUCUUCUACCACUUUACUAUAACAAUUUUUUCGCCUAGUAAACACCUUCUAGUAUUUACAUACACACACACUUACAUAUAACUGUGAAAAGUACAAAACUAACAGAAACUACAUUUUUUAACAUUCACUAAGUAACACAAUAAUGAUGUUCUCUUAAAUAACUACAAUUAAUAAAAAAAAAUUGCUUACAUUAUGCAAUAGAAU